This is a messenger RNA of Gadus morhua (Atlantic cod), 1893 nucleotides long. RefSeq names its product NLR family CARD domain-containing protein 3-like. NCBI's taxonomy places the organism in Eukaryota, Metazoa, Chordata, Actinopteri, Gadiformes, Gadidae. The record is from RefSeq and is a predicted model, not a curated record. The transcript is spliced from 2 exons. Bases 99 to 1049 code for a protein of 316 amino acids.
CAGACUGGAGCUCAGAGAGCAGGGAGAUCAUUGUUUCUCUGGGAAAACUGGCUUUUAAUCAGCUGGAGAGUGGCAACCUGAUCUUCUACGAGGCAGAUAUGGCAGAGUGUGACAUCGAUAUCAGAGCAGCCUCAGUGUACUCAGGAGUGUUCACCCAGAUCUUUAAAGAGGAGUGUGGGCUGUACCAGGACAAGGUGUUCUGCUUUGUCCAUCUGAGCAUCCAGGAGUUUCUGGCUGCCCUUUAUGUCUUUCUGUCCUUCAUCGAUACUGGUGUCAACCUGCUCUCAACCUCCAGGAAAGAUAAACUCCUCCUCUACCAGAGUGCUGUGGACAAGGCCUUACAGAGUGAGAACGGACACCUGGACUUGUUCCUCCGCUUCCUCCUGGGCCUCUCCCUGGAGACCAAUCAGAUUGUCCUACAAGGUCUGCUGGGACAGAAAAAAAGAUCACUGCCCACUCAGAUUAAAACUGGUUUGCUGCGAAUGACAGGAAGUAGGUCACAGACCAAUGAGGGAACAGUGUCUUACAUCAAGAAGAAGAUAAAAGGAGACUUAUCUGCAGAGAGAAGCAUCAAUCUGUUCCACUGUCUGAAUGAGCUGAACGACUGUUCUCUAGUGAAGGAGAUCCAGGAGUACCUGACAUCAGGAAGUCUCUCCGGAAAAACUCUCUCCCCUGCUCAGUGGUCAGCUCUGGUCUUCAUCCUACUGACAUCAGAAGAGGAGCUGGACGUGUUUGACCUGAAGAAAUACUCUGCUUCAGAGGAGGGUCUUCUGAGGCUGCUGCCAGUGGUCAAAGCCUCCAAAACAUCUCUGCUGAAUGCCUGCCAUCUGUCGGAGAGAUGCUGUGAAGCUCUGGCCUCAGUUCUCAGCUCCAAGUCGUCUAGUCUGAGAGAGCUGGAGCUGAGUACCAAUGAUCUGCAGGAUUCAGGAGUGAAGCUGCUCUCUGCUGGACUGGGGAGUCCACACUGUACACUGGAAACUCUCAGGUCAGUAUUCAGCCUCUUAAAACUGUGUCUUGGGGUUGUUAAAUAUGUAGCUCUGGCCCGCUGAUGUGAGGGUUAGGGGUUGACCUGUUAACUACUAGUAUGUUAUGUUUGUUACAUGUUAUGUAACUCUGGUCAGCUGAUGUUAGGGCUAGGGUUGACCUGUAAACUAAUAGUAUGUUAUGUUUGUUAUAUGUUAUGUAGCUCUGGUCAGCUGAUGUGAGGGUUAGGGGUUGACCUGUUAACUACUAGUAUGAUAUGUUUGUUAUAUGUUAUCUAACUCUGGUCAGCUGAUGUGAGCUCAUGGGGAUGAGGCUUUAGCCGUGCUGUGAUCUGAAUAUAAUGUACACCUCAUCAUAGAGCUUCACUGGCACGUGGUAAAGUGAAUCAUAUUGAACAUUAAAGAUGGACUUUAUUAACUUCACAUUAGUUUGGUGUAGUGCUGGUCAUGUCCGAUGCAUUUCUGUUGCUCUUUUGCCGGCUGACAAAACUCUCCCUGGUUCUACACAAUGUUAGAACCUGUGAAGAAACGGUCUCAGCGUACCAAACACAUCGGGUACGCUCCUUACUCUAACCGAACAAUAUCUCAUUGAGUUGUAGCUAUUGAGAAAGGAGCAUUUGUUUAAGAUCCUGUUUCACAUCCAAGUGAGGGAAGUUCUGAUGUCUGUGAUGAUGUCAUCUCCCCACUUCCUCUUCCUGUUCUCCUUGUCCUCUUCUCUGCUUGUCCUCCAAAUGGAAUGAAUACGCUUUAUAAAUGUGGUUACUUUAGUAUGAACUGCUCUCAACCAGAAUAAGUAUAAUAAUUUGUGUGCGUGUGUGUAGCUUGUCUGGCUGCCUGGUCACACAGGAAGGCUGUGCUUCUCUGGCCUCAGCUCUGAGCUCCAACCCCUCCCAUCUGAGAGUGCUGGACC